This is a messenger RNA of Myotis lucifugus (little brown bat), 846 nucleotides long. RefSeq names its product arrestin domain-containing protein 4-like. Gene Ontology annotation, cellular component: cytoplasm; plasma membrane. Gene Ontology annotation, molecular function: ubiquitin-like ligase-substrate adaptor activity. The record is from RefSeq and is a predicted model, not a curated record. Gene Ontology annotation, biological process: protein transport. Lineage: Eukaryota; Metazoa; Chordata; Mammalia; Chiroptera; Vespertilionidae.
UCAAAAUCAAAUGUGUUCUCCUUCUUAGGUGAAGGCACCCUCCUACUGCAGCCCGGAAAACACGAAUUCCCAUUUAGCUUUCAACUUCCAUCUGAGCUCUUGGUCACGUCCUUCAGCGGGAAGUACGGAGGCAUUCAGUACUGCGUGAGGGCGGUCUUGGAGAGGCCCAGGCUCCCCGAGCAGAGUGUCAGGCGGGAACUCCAGGUGAUCAGUCACAUCGAUGUCAACACGCCGGCAUUACUCAGCCCCGUAUUGAAAACUCAAGAGAAAAUGGUUGGCUGCUGGUUUUUCACGUCGGGCCCCGUCUCGCUGAGUGCCAAAAUCGAAAGGAAGGGAUAUUGUAACGGAGAAGCUGUUCCAAUCUAUGCAGAAAUAGAGAACUGUUCCUCCCGCCUGGUCGUCCCCAAAGCUGCUAUUUUCCAAACCCAGACGUACAUGGCCAGCGGGAAAACGAAGACCGUCCGGAACAUGGUCGCCAACGUGCGAGGAAACCACAUCGCUUCUGGGAGCACUGACACGUGGAACGGGAAGAUGCUGAAAAUCCCGCCCCUCCCGCCGUCCAUCCUGGACUGCUGCAUCAUCAGAGUGGAAUACUCGCUGGCGGUGUAUAUUCACAUCCCUGGUGCUAAAAAACUGAUGCUGGAGCUGCCCCUGGUGAUCGGGACGGUCCCGUACCACGGCUUUGCCAGCAGGAACUGCAGCAUGGCCAGCCAGUUCAGCGUGGACAUGAGCUGGUGGGCGCUGGCGCUUGCGGAACAGCCCGAAAGUAAAGGGCCUGCGGUUCUUCGCGGGAUGGAAGCUUUGCACGCGAAGUACCCUCAGCACAGGGACGGGGAAAAAGAGUGA